AUGUGGAAUCCUCCGAAUGUAUGGUUUUGUAUAUAUUUUUAUUUAUUUACAACAAAUCCCUCGCCUGUUAGGGGGUAUCAGCGAGGAUUGUUUGAAUAUGAAUAUAUGGGUACCGGCAAAUCACGAUGGUUCCGUUCUCGUUUGGAUUUUCGGAGGAGGUUUAUCUUUCAGGCCGUUCUCCUCGCUGACCUUUACGACGGCACGGCACUGGCGGCUAAGAAACACGCAAUAGUAGUGAACAUAAACUAUCGAUUGGGACCAUUCGGUUUUCUCUCCGCGGUGAGCUGA
Messenger RNA from Cooperia oncophora, 288 nucleotides. The record is from the annotation of a GenBank genome assembly. Lineage: Eukaryota; Metazoa; Nematoda; Chromadorea; Rhabditida; Trichostrongylidae.